Messenger RNA from Suillus discolor, 1566 nucleotides. RefSeq lists its product as uncharacterized. Lineage: Eukaryota; Fungi; Basidiomycota; Agaricomycetes; Boletales; Suillaceae. The record is from RefSeq and is a predicted model, not a curated record. The coding region runs from base 1 to 1566 and encodes 521 amino acids. The transcript has 6 exons.
AUGCAAUCGUUCAAGUUAUCGUUCAAGGGACAUGUGUAUCCCAGGAAGUCAGAUAGCUCGACGACUUUACCUCUCAGCAAUUCCGACACGAGGUCGUCCUUGUCACGAUUUUCACUGACAAGGCGGUGUACUCGUCUUUUGAUGGGAUUAAUCUUAGUCUGCUUAUUUGUGUUCUUCUCGCGCACCAAGGCGACUGCGCCAUUUCGGCUGCAGGAGCUAUCGCUGGCGGAAGAGCACUCGUUACCGCCAUUGUACGAGGAAUAUCAUGAUUACGAACGACACUUGCCGCAGCAUAACCUUUCAUUGCCUUUCCCAGAAGGACGUGAUGCGAAGUUCUUUUGGGCCGCCAACCAUGUCACUAUUUCGGGAUGGGGAAAUGCCAUGCAAGAGCUUGUGAUGAAUGCGGCGCUGUCUCAUGUAACUAAAAGAACUUUCGUGUUCGAUAAUUUCACAUGGGAACGAGAUGCUCCCGAUUACUCGACGUUCAACGGCAAACUCAUACCUUCCCGUAUUCCCUUGUCGGCUAUCAUCAGUGGUCCCAUAAUAGGGUCGUCAUUUCCCCCCGGGGAUGCCGCCCCUCGUGCUGUCUCGCGGGAGUACUUCAAGGAAGUGUGCCCUAAUCCCACCAUCAUCGACAGCUGGGUUGUGAACGAGCAUCUUAGGCUGGACGAUAACGUACCUGCUCUGGAAAUAUUUGAGAAGUGGGUGGAGAGAUUGAAUUCUAUCGACGAUCCAUGCGUUGAGAUAAGGCAGGAAUCAUAUCAACUGUUUGAGAUUUGGUUGUUCGGUUCGAGACGCAUACUUUCAAUGUGGCCUAUCCUAUCCAAAUCGCCUAUCCUGACAGAUUUCUCUUGGUCUCCGCUUAUUUAUCAGGCGUACGCGGAGAAUGCUCAUUUGUUUACACCGACUUCUUCCUCGUUUGGAUUUUUACCCUCGUUCAUACGCCCUUCCGGCCAGCAACAAACUUCUACACCACUACACGACAUCCAUCCUGUUGUCAAAUCACAGGAAAUGGAUACUAUCCCUGGGUUGCUGGCUCUUCAUAUUCGCCGAGGCGACUUCGCGGGUCAUUGUUCACAUCUUGCUAACUGGUCCUCAAAUUGGAAUGGGUUCAACCAGUUCUCUGCCCUCCCCGAUAAGUUCAGAGUCCCUACGGAUGGUGGCUGGGGCGUGACCACGGAGGCAAAUAUGAACAUGUACUUCAAAGCGUGUUUCCCAACGAUUGAGCAGAUUGUGGAGAAAGUGCAGAACGUGCUUGCUGACCAAAGGCGUCUAUAUGGACCUGUAAAGGAGUUGAAGAGCAUAUAUGUUAUGACGAAUGGAGACGUGGAGUGGCUGAAACAGCUCAAGGAGGCCCUGAUGCAGGUGAAGAAAUGGGAUGCUGUUGUGACCAGCAGAGAUAUGAAGUUGAGCUGGGAGGCAAAGCCUGUCGCACAAGCCGUGGACAUGCUGAUCGGUCAGCGUGCUCAGGUGUUAAUAGGUAACGGGUUUUCCAGCCUAACAUCCAACAUUGUGAUGUUACGCAUGUUGAUGGACAUUCCCUCGGAAGAUACUCGGUUCUGGUGA